CUUUUAUUUUGAAGAGCAUGGACCGGGAAAAAGAAGGUGGUUCCGUGCUGUGUUUUUUCAUCGGGAUGACAACAGAGCUGCACGAAAGCAGCUGUUUUUCGUUACUGAACCGUAUAACAGAACCGGAACCAGGACCGGGUCGAGCCGCCGUCAUGUCGGAGCUGGAGACGCAGGUGUGCUCCAUCCUGGAGAUCAUGGUCAACGCCACCGUGUCCGAAAUGAGCAGAGUUCUGGGCGGCUGCGGUCCAACUCGUCCACAAGUGUCAACAUGUGCGACUGAAAACACCAACGGCUCCUCGGAGGAGAAGGUGAUCCAGUUCAGUGUCUUCAUGACGUCUUUGGCUCAGGAAGCCGUGGAGCAGAUCUGCCAACUUUUCCAUGAAUGUUCCUCCAUACUGCAGCUAGAAGUGACGCAGGGCGUGGCUGAGAUGGAGGACCUGAGGAGGCGGCUGGAGGAGGCGGAGUCGGAGCUGAAGCUGGUGCUGGAGGGCAGCGGAGGACAGAAGGAGGUGGAGGAGCUGACGGAGGGAGGCAGUGGAGAGGAGGAGGCGGCCGGGAGGAGUCCGACCAGCAGAGGAGGAGGAGGAAAUGUUCAGAACAGCCAGAGAUUAGGGAGGAAGAGUCGCAGAGUUGGUGGUGACAGUGCAGUCAAGAGGUCGCCUAUAGUCCAUCUGUGGAAGGGCAGAACUUAUGAGGGCAGUGUCCAGCCUGUUAUCAUAAAAGAGGAAGGACUGGAGGACUUAGCUGACCAGGCGUCUUGUGAUUCUGGUCAGUACAGAGACGAGCCCGGCCCGGAUGAAGACGACGACCCAGACUACCAGUUGGAACCAGAAGAUCGCAAUGACGCAGACCCAGGCUACACCACCAGAUCCAAACGCGUCGCCAAGCUCAAGUCGCAUCGAGUUCGAGCCAAAAAGGACAGUCCGAGUCCGAGGGAGUCGCUGAGCUGCAAGUACUGCAGGAAAACCUUCACCAAGCUGCUGCAACUCAAAGCCCACCAGGCCAUCCAUGAGGCCAACGCAGAGAAACCCUUCAACUGUUCCCAGUGCGGCCGAGGAUUUUCCUUCCAGCGGAGCCUCAACGCUCACAUGUUGCUUCACACAGGUGAGAGACCCCACACCUGUGACAUCUGUGGGAAAGGAUUCACUCUGAAGCAGCUGCUGAGGAACCACCAGCGUCUCCAUGCCAAUGUGCGGCCGUUUUGCUGCGAGCAGUGCGGCAAGAGCUUCUACCGAGCACACGGCCUGAAAAUGCACCAGAUGGUCCAUACCGGGGAGCGGGCCUACAACUGCCAGUACUGCAACAAGAGCUUCACGAUACAGGGCAACCUGCAGCGCCACCUGCGCAUCCACACGGGCGAGAAGCCAUUCAGGUGCGAGACUUGUGGCAAGAGCUUCAACCAGGCCGACACCCUGAAGGGCCACCAGCGCAUUCACACUGGCGAGCGUCCGUUCAGCUGCGAGACCUGUGGCAAAUGCUUCAUCCAGAAGAGCGCCCUGAAGAUGCACCAGAAGACGUCCCACCUGGACGAGAAGUCGCUGGCCUGCGUCGCCUGCGGCACCACGGUGGCCUGCGUCGACUCGCUGCGCAAACACAUCCAGACGCACGCGGCCACCAUCCCAUGCACGUGCGUCCUGUGCAGCCGGCGGCUCAACUCCAUCACCGAGCUGCGGUCACACCAGCAGCACCACACGGUGGACCGGCCUCAUAGCUGCGGCGUCUGCGGGAAGAGCUUCAAGUCGUCCAGCUACCUGAAGAUUCACCUGAAGACACACAGCGGGGAGCGGCCGUUCUCCUGCGACAUCUGCGGUCGCAUGUUUACCCAGCAUAGCAGCCUUAAAUCUCAUCAGGUGGUCCACACUGGGGAGAAACCCUUCAGCUGCGACACAUGUGGGAAAUGUUUCAGCAACACUGGCAACUUGAACAGACACCAGCGGAUCCACACGGGGGAGAAACCGUUCAGCUGCGACACGUGUGGACGCAGCUUCAACCAGGGCAACAGCCUGAAGGCCCACCAGCAGAUCCACACCGGGGAGAAGCAGUUCAUGUGCGACAAGUGUGGAAAGAGCUUCUCCUACCUGAGGAACCUGAAGGACCAUAAGUGCUUCUACGUCUGAGCGGAUGGACUCGCUGGGACUUACAAGGAAUAAAUGAGCGGACCGACUGCGCAGAAUAAAUGAGUGAGUUUGCAGUGAAGGUUUUCCAGAUUUCUCUGCCGUGUUGAAGAUAAUUAUGUGUUGGAGUAGCUGGAAAAUUAGCAUCACAGCCUCACUGGAGGAACACUGCAAGUACAAACAGACUUUUAGUUCUUUGGAGACGAAGCUUGCUGAUAAAUGUGAGGUAAGUGGGCCAAAAUUUAAAGUUUCAAGCCCCAGAAGUCAAAAUCUGUGUUUUUGAAAUUGAAAAAUGAUCGGUACUCUGCAGUUUCAAGGUGGAAAUGCUCGUCUGCACCAUUAACUGCCUUUAUUUUGCUCACAACGUUUGUUUUAGCAUAUAAAAAACACUACAUGGACAUAUUAACAUGGUACAGAUAACAUCUUUGAGGAAAUUGCAUUAAUUUUUCAUACUUUUUCAUCUUUUAAAAGCCAACAGAGUGACUCUAAACGUCCCUUUAAAUAGAGCGACUGAAUAAUUACUCAUUUCUAUGCGAAACUGAAGGGUCUUUUUUGUCUCGUGAAUAGGGACUUUCUUUAUAAAAUGACUGUUCAGCGUGGCUUGAUUCCAGUCUGUUUAUCGGAGGUAGCAUGAACAGUUUUACCAGCAGUAUUCUGUGGGCAGCUGUUAAAUGAAAUCCCUGGUCUGAACUGUAAUAACUGAGGCUGUAAAGGUUUUUGUUGUAUGUAGCUCUUUCUAGGAUUUUGAACUGAUAUUUAUAACGGUGAAAAGUGUUUUACUGUUCUUUUACAGGUGAUGAUCACAAAUACAUACGUAAACGAAA
Acanthochromis polyacanthus (spiny chromis) is the source of this 2938-nucleotide messenger RNA. Its product is annotated as oocyte zinc finger protein XlCOF6-like. Gene Ontology annotation, cellular component: nucleus. The transcript is spliced from 8 exons. Bases 18 to 2117 code for a protein of 699 amino acids. The record is from RefSeq and is a predicted model, not a curated record. Lineage: Eukaryota; Metazoa; Chordata; Actinopteri; Pomacentridae.